GCCCAUAUAUCGACCACGCCCUCGACCACGCCCACGUGACCCGAAGCAGGGGUGUCCGCCCGGCCGGCGGCUCCGCUCGGUGCCCGUGAUGCUGUCGAGCGCCGGCGGCUCCGGGACCGGCCCCGGCGGGGCGGGCGCCUCCGGGACGGGGCUCGGCGGCGACGGCGGAGACUUCCUGUCGCGGUACCGCCUGGUGUCGGCCAAGCUGCGGCGGCGGUUCCUGCGGAAGCCCAACGUGGCGGAGGCGGCCGAGCAGUUCGCGGCGCUGGCGCGGGAGCUGCGCGCCCAGGAGAGCCUGCCCUACGCGGCGUGGUGCCAGCUGGCCGUGGCGCGCUGCGCCCAGAGCCUCUUCCACGGCCCCGCCGAGGCGGCCGCGCUGGCCGAGGCGGCGCGGCUCUUCCUGCGGCAGGAGCGGGACCUGCGGCAGCGGCUGGCGCUGCGCGGCGGCUUCGGCGAGCACGUGGCGGCGGCGCAGAGCUGCGGCGCCUUCGCCGCCCGCCUGCACCUGGAGCGCGGGCAGCCGGCGCCGGCCGCCGGGCCGUGCCUGGAGCUGGCGGCGGCGCUGCGCGACACGGGCCGGCCCGCCCGCGCCGCCGCGCCCCUGCAGCGGGCGGCCGAGCUGCUGGCGGCGGCGCGGCUGCCGCUGGAGGCGCUGCGCUGCCAGGCCGAGCGCGCCUCCUGCCUGCUGCUCGGCCGCGACUACGCGGGCGCGCUGGCGGCGCUGACGCGGGCGCAGGCGCUGGCGGGGGCCGGGGCGGCGGGCGGCGCCUGUCCGGAGCUGCUGGCGCGCUGCGAGGUGUCGCGGGUGCUGCUGCUGCUGCUGCUGCAGCCGCCGCCCGCCAAGCUGCCGCCCGAGCACGCCCGCACGCUGGAGCGCUACUGCUGGGGCGGGAGUGGCGCGGGGCCGGGGCCCGGGGGCGGCGCGGGGGCGGCGGGCGGGCCGCUGCCGCCGGAGCUCUUCCUGCUGCUGCAGUCGGCCGUGCUGGCGUGCCAGGAGAAGGAUGCGCGGGCGCUGCGGGCGCUGCAGGCCGAGCUGUGGCCGCUGCUGGGCGCCGAGCAGAACCAUCUGCUGCACUUGGUGCUGCAGGAGACGUUGGCGCCCGCCGGGCAGGGGCUGUGAGCGGGGAGACCGGGCCGUGUCCCGAGCAGCCGGCGUCGAAGGCUUGACGCCUCUCGGAGCAGGGGCGAAACACGCCUUGAAGCGAGGGGGUUCGGUUCUUGCCCUCCCGAACGCGAGAGGUGCCGUGCGCGAGGCUCUCCGAGGGGUC
Molecule: messenger RNA, 1268 nt
Organism: Cuculus canorus (common cuckoo)
Lineage: Eukaryota; Metazoa; Chordata; Aves; Cuculiformes; Cuculidae
Product: 40-kDa huntingtin-associated protein-like
Exons: 1
Coding region: 89-1120 (343 amino acids)
Biological process (GO): vesicle cytoskeletal trafficking
Cellular component (GO): early endosome
Molecular function (GO): protein binding
Source: RefSeq, a predicted model, not a curated record